ACAUUGAACCCCCAAAGAAACCCUAGCCAGUUUAUCUUCUUCGCGCAGUGCUUAAGCGCAGCAGCAGCAGCUACCAUGGCGACGGCGAGAACUGUGAAGGAUGUUUCUCCUCAUGAAUUUGUCAAGGGUUACGCCGCUCACCUCAAACGAUCUGGCAAGAUGGAGCUUCCUGAGUGGACUGAUAUAGUGAAGACUGCUACCUUUAAGGAGCUUGCUCCCUAUGAUCCUGACUGGUACUAUAUCAGAGCUGCUUCGAUUGCUAGGAAAAUCUACUUGAGGGGCGGUCUUGGUGUUGGCGGCUUCCAGAGAGUCUACGGUGGACGUAAGAGGAAUGGCAGUGCUCCACCACAUUUCUGCAAAAGCAGCGGUGGUAUCAUUCGCCACAUUCUUCAACAAUUGGAAACAAUGAAAAUCAUUGAUAUGGAUCCCAAGGGUGGAAGAAGAAUCACUUCAAAUGGCCGUCGAGACCUUGACCAAGUUGCUGGGAGAAUCGUUGUUGCACCUUGAAUAGCUCAAUCAUUUGAUUCUGGUCAUCAUUUUUGAUGCUAUGUAGCUUAAUAUUUUUAGUAAGAAUGAACAAAUUUUGGUUCUUUUUGUUUUGAAUCGUUUGUGUUUGCUCUUCUUAAAUGUCGGCACUGGUAAUUUGAGUUGAUCUAUAAUCAUGUUUGAACUGAUUGCUGUUGUUU
Molecule: messenger RNA, 686 nt
Organism: Helianthus annuus (common sunflower)
Lineage: Eukaryota; Viridiplantae; Streptophyta; Magnoliopsida; Asterales; Asteraceae
Product: 40S ribosomal protein S19-1
Exons: 4
Coding region: 76-507 (143 amino acids)
Biological process (GO): translation; ribosomal small subunit assembly
Cellular component (GO): cytosolic small ribosomal subunit; ribosome
Molecular function (GO): structural constituent of ribosome; RNA binding
Source: RefSeq, a predicted model, not a curated record